Messenger RNA from Rhinichthys klamathensis goyatoka, 1129 nucleotides. RefSeq names its product NAD(P) dependent steroid dehydrogenase-like (gene nsdhl). Gene Ontology annotation, biological process: steroid biosynthetic process. The record is from RefSeq and is a predicted model, not a curated record. The coding region runs from base 57 to 1094 and encodes 345 amino acids. The transcript has 8 exons. Gene Ontology annotation, molecular function: 3-beta-hydroxy-Delta5-steroid dehydrogenase (NAD+) activity. NCBI's taxonomy places the organism in Eukaryota, Metazoa, Chordata, Actinopteri, Cypriniformes, Leuciscidae.
CUUCGAGGAUAACUAGUUUGUAAAAACUGCCGUCGGGAGAGCUGAGAGAAACACACAUGGCAACUCGUAUCAGACCGAGCAGCAAGCGCUGUGCCGUCAUUGGGGGCUCGGGGUUUCUGGGCCGGCACCUCGUGGAGCGGUUAGUGGACCGCGGAUACACCGUGAGUGUGUUCGACAUCAGACAGGCCUAUGAGCUUCCGGGAGUGACGUUUCACCAAGGAGACUUGUGUGACAAACAGGCUUUGCUGUCGGCUUUGAAGGAAGUGUCUAUAGUGUUUCACUGCGCGUCUCCGGCUCCGGGCAGUGACGACCGAGCUCUGUUUCAGAGGGUCAACAUCGACGGCACACGGACGGUCAUACAGGCCUGUCUGGAGGCCGGAGUUCAGAAAUUAAUAUUGACCAGCAGUGCUAGUGUGGUGUUUGAAGGAACCGACAUCAAGAAUGGGAAAGAGGAUUUGCCUUAUGCAAAAAAGCCGAUUGAUUAUUAUACAGCGACCAAAAUCCAGCAGGAGAAGCUGGUGUUGGAGGCCUGCAGUAAAGAGAAGGGUUUCCUCACCGUCGCCAUCCGUCCUCAUGGCAUCUUCGGGCCCCGGGACCCUCAGUUAGUGCCCAUCCUGGUGGAUUCGGCCCGCAGGGGAAAGAUGAAGUUCAUCAUCGGAGACGGAUCCAAUCUUGUGGACUUCACCUAUGUGGAGAAUGUGGUUCAUGGGCAUAUCUUGGCCGCUGAACACCUCAAGGCUGACUCUCCGCUCUGCGCUCAGGCUUACCACAUAACGAAUGACGAGCCGGUGCGCUUCUGGGACUUCCUGUCGCAGGUUCUGGUGGGUCUGGGCUACAGCGCUCCUCGGCUCCACCUGCCCUACACACUGGUGUACGUGCUAUCUCUGCUUCUGUGGCUGAUGGUGUUAGUGCUGCGCCCGCUCAUCCAGAUCAAGCCCACCUUCACCCCGAUGCGAGUCGCUCUGGCCGGCACACACCACUACUACAGCUGCGCUCGGGCCAAGCAGGACAUGGGUUACCGGCCCGCGGUAAGCCUGCAGGAGGCCAUCGCGCGCACCGUGGAGAGCUACCCACAUCUGCGCCGCGGGGCGUAGCGGCGUUCGAGCACCUGUGGGAUUACCACCGUUAA